GAAAAAUCCGAAGAUCGGUGUUCCAUUCUUUCAGUAAUCGGAUUAAUCUUCUUAGUCUUGUAUAAUGGUUCACUCUUCUCGAUGACGAAAUCAUUGCGGGGCGUAGCACGAUAGCUCUCGACGAUGGUGUUGUAGAAGAAAUCCACCCGAUUGAGGCAACUGAUCAGCUUUUGCUUUGGAUUCCCGCCGGCGAUGUAGGAAGAAGAGUGUGUUUUACUAACCCAAACAAUUGAAUAUUUAUGCAAGAUACAAAGAUCUGUAUUAUGCCCUUGCAACAAGUGAAUUGGGUUUAUGGAAUAAUUCACUUCUCGCGAUGGCGCCAUCACUGGGAUGUGUCGGUUUGCCGGGUUGGAGUCUUCGUUGUUGCCGAUGAGGGUGAUGGAGGCGACCCAGACUCUUGCAGAGUGGUAGAGAUUUAUUGUGAAUGUGGGCUGGAGCAUAUCCCCGUGUGGGUUUAAAUCGUAAACAACAAUUAAUUAAUGGGUAUGGUUGUAAUUAAAAUUGCUAUUAAUAAUUAAUUUAAUUAUAUUUAAUAA
This is a messenger RNA of Linum tenue, 536 nucleotides long. NCBI's taxonomy places the organism in Eukaryota, Viridiplantae, Streptophyta, Magnoliopsida, Malpighiales, Linaceae. The record is from the annotation of a GenBank genome assembly.